AUGGUGUCUCAAUUAUCUACAGGUAAGUAUUUAACUGUAGAUGUUCAUUACAGUGGAGUAUUUGCCCGAAAUCCAUUGAAAUACUUAGACCUCGAAAAGAUAACAGUGCGUGAUGUCGAUUUUGGAGGAUUUACGUACAAAGAGUUUCUUUUGUGGCUUAGGAAUUUAACCAAUGGAAGUUGUGAUAAUGUGUACUACUGUAGUAGAAAGGAAACCUUGGGUGAGGGUAUUAUAAGAAUCGACAGUGAUGCUGAUUAUUGGGAGUUUGUUGAAGCUACUUAUACUCCUGAAGCUGAGUUGGAUGUCUACAUUGACUACCAAAAUGAUCCAAUCCUUGAUCGGGCUGAAAAUGAGGUGUUAUCAGAUGGUAAUUGGUAUGACUUGGAUGACAACGAAGAAGAGGAUGACAAUGAAGAAGAAGAUCACAAGGAAGAAGAGGAUGACAGUGAUGAAGAUGAUAAUUUGGAUGAUAUUAUGGCAUAUGAGCAUGAAGUUGAUGAAGAAGUCCAUACCUUUAACAAAACUGUUGGUGAUGAUUUUUUAAACAAACUUUCAGGUAAGCUUAGUGAUGAUGAUCAACCUAAUGAUGGAAAAGAUGAUAAGGUUGUAUUCCCUGUCCAUGAUGAGAAUCAAGAAUGGGAUAAGAUGGUGCCAAUUCUAGCAUAUGCAGAGAAUCAGGGCAUAAUAAAGCAAAAUGUCCUCAAAAACCAAUUGGGGAAUCAUCUAAUCCAAAUCCAAAGUCAAAAAAUAAAAAAACCAACAAAAAAGGUAAAGUGAAGGUUGAAUUGAAUCAAGAAGUUGAUGUGGAAAGUGAUAGUGACAGUGAAGUUCAAAGGGAGCCUGACAGUGAGGUCGAGUCUUAUGAAGUUGAUUUUGAAGAGGGUAAUCAUACAUAUGAAGAUGUAGACCAACCUGAUGUUGAAACUGAAGAAUAGGUUGAAGUUGGAGGGGUUGAAGAACAGGUUGAAGCACUUGUUGAAGUUGAAGUUGAAGAAGGUCAAUACCAGGCUGUAGUUGUAGAUCAAGUAGAAGUUGAAGCUGAAGGACAGGGUGAU
Lactuca virosa is the source of this 1055-nucleotide messenger RNA. The record is from the annotation of a GenBank genome assembly. NCBI's taxonomy places the organism in Eukaryota, Viridiplantae, Streptophyta, Magnoliopsida, Asterales, Asteraceae.